Messenger RNA from Cuculus canorus (common cuckoo), 936 nucleotides. Its product is annotated as olfactory receptor 2A2-like. Gene Ontology annotation, molecular function: olfactory receptor activity; G protein-coupled receptor activity. NCBI's taxonomy places the organism in Eukaryota, Metazoa, Chordata, Aves, Cuculiformes, Cuculidae. Gene Ontology annotation, biological process: G protein-coupled receptor signaling pathway. Gene Ontology annotation, cellular component: membrane. The record is from RefSeq and is a predicted model, not a curated record.
AUGCAGAAUAAAACAUCUGUCACAGAGUUCAUCCUCAUAGGGUUCUCCAGCAAACCAGCCCUGCAGCUCUGCCUUUUCAGCCUUUUCUCUGUCUUCUAGUCUGCCACUCUGAUGGGAAAUGCACUUGUGUUUGUGCUCAUCUGCCUGGACUGCCACCUCCACAGCCCAAUGUACUUAUUCCUCUGCCACCUAUCUGUUGUGGACAUCUGCUAUACUUCCAACAAUGUCCCCCAUAUGCUCAGGAACCUCCUUGGAAAAUGAAGAACCAUCUCAUUUGCUGAGUGUGGGAUACGGAUACAUCUUUAUUUAGUACUUGCACUGACAGGGUCCAUGCUGCUGGCUGUGAUAUCUUAUGAUCAUUACAUGGCAAUCUGCCAUCCCCUCCGCUAUGCCUUUAUCAUGAACUGGAGGGUGUACUUCACCCUUGUUGCAGUUUCAUGGGCUUCUGGGUUCAUAUUUGGUACACUACAAGCCUCUCUGGCUUUAAACCUGCAUGUUUGUGGACCUUGUGAGGCUGACCACUUCUUCUGUGAAAUCCUUGCUGUCUUAGAGCUGGCCUGCACUGACACUACUGCCAAUAAAUACCUUAUCCUUGCUGUUUGUGUAUGCUUCUUCCUCUUCCCUUUAGCCUUAAUCCUAAUUUCCUAUCUCUGCAUCCUGGCUACCAUUCUGCUCAUCCGCUCUGUGGCAUGGCACAAAACCUUCUCCACCUGUGGCUCCUACCUGACUGUAGUGGGUCUAUUUUAUGGAAAUGCCAUCUUCAUGUACAUGGGCCCUGGGAGAUGUAACUCAUCUGGAAUGGAGAAAGCUUAUUCCCUUUUCUACAGUUUGGUCAGCCCUACCUUGAAUCCCCUGACUUACAGUCUGAGGAACAAACAGGUGAGAGAAGUCUUGCUGAAGAUUCAAAGAAGGAAAAGAGUCUUUCAUUCCAUGUAG